Molecule: messenger RNA, 1365 nt
Organism: Emericellopsis atlantica
Lineage: Eukaryota; Fungi; Ascomycota; Sordariomycetes; Hypocreales; Bionectriaceae
Product: kinase-like domain-containing protein
Exons: 2
Coding region: 115-939 (274 amino acids)
Biological process (GO): protein phosphorylation
Cellular component (GO): cytoplasm
Molecular function (GO): protein serine/threonine kinase activity; ATP binding
Source: RefSeq, a predicted model, not a curated record
CCUAGGUCUGAUGACGGUCGGCUAAUUUGGCGCCUCGCGCCUCGCGUCGUUUCUGAUUUAAUACACACUUCCCUCCCAAAUCACCGCGACGAGCCGGCGGAAAUCCUUCACACUAUGGAGAAAAACGACCAAAACUACGAAUAUACUUUUCCUGACGAGAUUGCCGAGCGCAUAAACAAUUGUCUGGGAUGGGGCAACACUGGAUUCAUCGAGCUCGUUCCUCCAGGUGAUCGUGUCAGAAAAUUUCCUCACCCGCAAAACAGAGGCUACGACAAGCAAUGGCAAGUUCAACAGCUGUGUCGCGAAGUCGAAGUCUAUCAGUGGCUGCCCAAGAUCCACCCGAGACUGGUGCAGAUGUUUGAUUACUCUUUGGACGUUGAUGAUGCAUUCGUUACGCUGGAAUACAUGCCAACCGGCACAUUGAGCAAAUACCUAGCCUCCGAUCAGCCAAUUUCAGAUGCGCAACGCGCCGCUUGGUGUUUUGAGGCUGCAGAGGCGGUGGCACUCCUUCAUUCGCACAACAUUAUCCAUGCCGACAUCAAACCUGAAAAUAUGGUGCUCGAUAAGAAUCUCGGCUUGCGGAUCAUCGACCUAUCUGGAUGCGCGAUAGACGUCAAAGAUCCCCUUUGCUUGGAGUCGACAAGAUACUAUCUCCCGCGAGACAUGAAGACUGACCCUUUAUGUAGCGUGGAGACAGACCUCUUUGCCUUGGGAUCCAGUCUCUAUGAAAUUGCCGCCGGCGUACCACCCUAUAGCCAGCUAGAAGAUGAGGACGUGGAAGAGAGGUACAGGAAGGGAGAGUUCCCGCCACUCCAAGGACUCAUGUGCGCCUCGGUCAUCCAGGCUUGCUGGCGGUGCGAAUACAUAUCUGCCGAGGACGUCGUGGCAGCUAUUCAAGACCACCAUGGCCCUUCAAUGUCGCGUCGAUACGUCAGUUGAUGGUUUUGGCCCUUGUCCUGUUUCUUUCAGCGUGUUCUCUGGAGACCAUCUUGUGGCUUUAUUUCGCAUAAGUGUAGCAUCCUUCGCAUGCAGACUUCGUUUCUUUUUCAUUGAAAUCGAUCCAAAGGGGGUAGGAAAGUUCCUGCGCCAUUUAGGGAGCGUCCUCGUCGCCACCCAAGGGAAAUCAAGAGAUCGAUGGGGAGUUCUCGACAGUGAAGAUACUGUGGGCUGGGAUUGAAUUCCCGCUGUUUGUUUUAUUGUUUACGGUUUGUAAAGUCAGAUCCAUGUCGACGAGAAGAGCUGCCUCCUCCAUAUUUAUGACGCGCCCAGGCUGCCAGGCAACAUGAAAGCUGGCCGUAAAGCGGCAACGCUGGCUACCCACCUCGCUCCACCUCACCUGCACACAUCAAUGAGUGACGACUGGAG